Messenger RNA from Prorocentrum cordatum, 426 nucleotides. Lineage: Eukaryota; Dinophyceae; Prorocentrales; Prorocentraceae. The record is from the annotation of a GenBank genome assembly.
AUGGUCGCUGUUUCGGCCUUCGGACGUCGUGUUCCUCGAGGGGGAGGGCACGGGCGACUCGCGGAGGGCCGCCGAGCUCUUCGAGCAGGUGGCCCGCUUCCACAGCUGCGCCGGCGCGCUGCCCGCCGUGCUCGGGACCACGGGGCCCCCCGUGCCGGCGCUGCAGGGGCCGGGGGCCGGCGGGCUGGAGAUCGGCUACCUCGGAGGGGGGCCCAGGUGUACGGGGCACGGGAUCUGAGGCACUACGACGUGGCGGUCUGCGUGGACGGCGGAGCGGCGGAGUCCCUGCGGGGCGAGCUCGCCCGCGCGGGCGAGGAUCCGUACCCGCCCAGCAUCGUUGAGCUCGCAGACUUCGGGGCGUACCUGGAGAUGCGCCGGCCGGAGUCGCCGAUGAAGGCCUGGGUGCCCGAUCUCGAGGAGCCCUGA